Micropterus dolomieu (smallmouth bass) is the source of this 1077-nucleotide messenger RNA. Its product is annotated as ovarian cancer G-protein coupled receptor 1-like. Gene Ontology annotation, molecular function: G protein-coupled receptor activity. Gene Ontology annotation, cellular component: membrane. NCBI's taxonomy places the organism in Eukaryota, Metazoa, Chordata, Actinopteri, Centrarchiformes, Centrarchidae. Gene Ontology annotation, biological process: positive regulation of Rho protein signal transduction; phospholipase C-activating G protein-coupled receptor signaling pathway. The record is from RefSeq and is a predicted model, not a curated record. Bases 90 to 1049 code for a protein of 319 amino acids. The transcript is spliced from 4 exons.
UUUGGAUGCAGAGGACAACACAUCAUACAUUAGUGUAGGGAACUGAUUCGGGUGGGAUCUCACAGCAUUCAAAGGUUUCACUCUGAAGAAUGGAUGAUUACAACAAUAACAGCAACAUCUAUAUCAACUACAAUGAAUACAACUUUGAAAACUAUGAGUAUUAUGAUAAAAUUGUAUUCAUCAUGAAUGUGGUGACAUGCAUAAUCAUUGCUAUCGGCUUUCCUUUGACCCUCGUGGCCAUCUAUGCUCUUUACUCUCUGGUGAGAAGUGACCAUGUUGCUCCGAUCUACGUCAUCAAUCUUCUCUUUACCGACCUCAUCCAGCUCUGCUGCAUGAUCGUUCAGGUGAAACAACCUGAGGAUUGGACGAUACUUUUCAUUUCCUUUUCUAUUUACUACUUUGUUCAGAUUGCCAGUGUUUACUUCAUGGUCUGCAUCUCCCUGGAAAGGUAUUUGGUCAUCGCCCACCCGCUGUGGUACCGCUUCAGACGAACCAUCAAGACCUCUGUGGUGGUCUGUGUCCUGGUCUGGGUCCUUACUCUUGUCUGUGUCAUCCUUUAUUAUUUCUCUGUUAAUCAUGUGGUCACAAGAAUACUCUUGGCUGUUCUCCUUACCCUUCCCUUCCCACUGUUUAUAUUCUUCCUGGUUGGGACCCUCAGAGCCCUGUCUGCUUCCGUCUCGGUCCCCUCGGAUGAUAAACGAUGGAUUUGGGGAAUUUUGGUUCUGUUGCUGCUUAUUUACACGCUGCUGUUCCUGCCUACAAUCAUUUGGUUUCUAGGAGCCCACUUUAACUAUACCCUCAUCAACCUGUCCCACAUGUUUCUUAGGUUGAGUCCUCUUGCAGACUUAGUCCUGUGUGUCUUCAUGAGGAAAGGGGCCAUAGACAAGCUUUUGGCCUCUGUGUGUUGCUGCAGAAUGGACAGCAAUCAGCAGUCAAUCAGUAUGAAUGAUGACAACAUUUCCACAGGAAGCUUAAUGUUGGCAGAGAAAGAGGGAGAGAGUGAAAGGGGAGGAAACAGGAGGAGAAAUGUAGAUGAACAGAAAGGAUAGAGACGAGACAGAUAUUGGACUUUUUACU